AUGAAGAAGCAAAUCGGUUUGGUGAUGAUUAUGGUGGUGAUGUUGUGUAGCCAAUGUUUGAUUAGCGUCGAAGCAAGACCGAUCGUCGAGCGUCGGAAUCUGCUCGCGAAUGGGCUUGGGAUGACUCCUCCCAUGGGUUGGAACACUUGGAAUCACUUUUAUUGCGAUAUCAACGAGACUAUAAUUAGAGAAUCAGCGGAUGCAUUGGUGUCUACUGGGCUUGCUAAACUUGGAUAUCGAUAUGUCAACAUAGAUGAUUGUUGGGCUGAGCAUGAUCGCGAUUCAACGGGUUAUAUGGUGCCAAAAAGGUUAACGUUUCCAUCAGGAAUCAAAGCUCUCGCAGAUUAUGUUCAUGGCAAGGGGCUUAAACUUGGUAUUUACUCGGACGCAGGGCACCAAACAUGCAGCCAGACGAUGCCAGGUUCGCUUGGUCAUGAGCAGAAAGAUGCUGAAACUUUUGCUUCAUGGGGCAUUGAUUACCUUAAGUACGACAACUGUAACAAUGAUGAUUUGAAACCGAUGAAGCGGUAUCCUGAGAUGACUCGAGCUCUGAUGAGAACAGGCAAACCAAUUUUUGUCUCUCUAUGUGAAUGGGGAGACAUGCAUCCAGCUCUUUGGGCUGACAAGUUAGGGAAUAGUUGGAGAACAACUUUCGACAUAAACGAUUCAUGGGAAAGUAUGGUCUCGAGGGCAGAUCAGAAUGAGGUUUACGCUGAGCAUGCAAGGCCUGGUGGUUGGAAUGAUCCAGACAUGCUCGAAGUUGGAAAUGGUGGUAUGAGUAACGAUGAGUACACCGUGCACUUCAGCCUCUGGGCUGCUUCCAAGGCUCCUCUUAUUAUCGGUUGUGAUGUAAGGAGCAUGACCAAGGAAACCUUGGCUAUCCUUGGCAACGAGGAAGUGAUUGCUGUAAAUCAAGAUCCUCUCGGUGUUCAAGCUAAGAAGGUGCGAAUGUAUGGAGAUUCCGAGGUUUGGGCAGGACCUCUCUCUGGAUACAGAACUGUAGUCAUUCUGUUGAACCGUUCCCCUGAAUUCAGAACCAUCACAGCCCAAUGGGAUGACAUCGGUCUUCCACCAAACACGGUUGUGGAAGUCAGAGAUCUUUGGAAGGUACUCCAAAUGUUUCCAUGCGACUCUGGAGAACAAGUUGUGAACGAACUGACAACCGACGUGCACCACCAUGCCUGCAAGAUGUUCCUGUUGACGCCUCUUACACUAUCAGAAGAGGAUGAACCGAAAGUGGACUCCCUCCAGGCACAACUACGCUCGGUAAAUCGGUGCUUGGACGAGGUUCAACAUGAGUUUCGUAAAUCCAAGGAUAAGCUCGGCAAGGCCUCUUCAGGAGCAUCUCCUUUCACACCCAAGGUUCAGGACAAGCCAAUCCCUACAAGCUUUCGUCUCUCUAUUCUCGAAGCCUAUGAUGGCGGCUAUGACCCAACGGAACAUGUCGUCACCUUUCAGACCCAGAUGGUCGUAUAUGGUACUUCUGACGCCCUCAUGUGCAGGGUGUUCCCCACCUCGCUCGGAGGCCCAGCUCGAAUGUGGUAUAGCCAUCUCAGACCGGCCUUGAUCGCCUCUUUCAACCAACUUGCCAAAGAGUUCAAGCUCAACUUCAUGGCCAGUGUGCGAUCAAGGCCAUCUGCGGCUCUACUCCUCGGUCUCAGCCAAAAGGACGACGAGACACUUUCUCAUUUUGUGACAUGUUUUGCUACUGAAAUCCGGGGGCUACCCGACACUCACCCUUCCUUGAUAAUGCAGGUCUUUCUAAUGGGACUCUGA
Musa acuminata AAA Group (dessert banana) is the source of this 1776-nucleotide messenger RNA. RefSeq names its product alpha-galactosidase 1-like. Bases 1 to 1776 code for a protein of 591 amino acids. Gene Ontology annotation, biological process: carbohydrate metabolic process. The transcript is spliced from 16 exons. The record is from RefSeq and is a predicted model, not a curated record. Gene Ontology annotation, molecular function: hydrolase activity, hydrolyzing O-glycosyl compounds. Gene Ontology annotation, cellular component: plant-type cell wall. NCBI's taxonomy places the organism in Eukaryota, Viridiplantae, Streptophyta, Magnoliopsida, Zingiberales, Musaceae.